Rotaria sordida is the source of this 582-nucleotide messenger RNA. The record is from the annotation of a GenBank genome assembly. NCBI's taxonomy places the organism in Eukaryota, Metazoa, Rotifera, Eurotatoria, Philodinida, Philodinidae.
AUGAGUGCUACACCUACUGUUAAACCUGGUGCAGGCAAAGAAUUAACAGCGGAAGACAUGGCAGUAUUAAAAAUUCGUUCAAAACUUAGUGAAAGCGACAUUAAAAAAUUACAUGCAGAAUUCUGGCAUGACAAUCCGGAUGGCAUAAUGACGAAUGAAACAUACGAAAAAUUCUAUCAGAAACAAAAGGAAGAUAGCACUAUACGAAACUUUCCUCGCGAACUCGCAUUUAAUCUGUUCGAUUCAAAUCACGAUAAAAAGCUUGAUUUUGUGGAAUUUUUAAUGGCCAAUGCUUUUGCAUCGGCAGAAAAUAGACGUGAAGCAUUAGGAUAUUUAUUCGAUAUGUUUGAUACUUCUCUUGAUGGAAGAAUGGAUAUGACUGAAUUAGCAGCUUUUAAUUCGAUCGUUACUACCAGUGUAAAGAAAACUCAGAAUGCUUCGACGUCAGAAGCUAUGAAUGUUGCUGGACAAAUUUUUAGUUUCAUUGGUUUGAAUGCUGAAAAAAAAUUAACUAAAGAACAAUUUAUUGAAGAAUGUGAAAAAAUUCCAUUACUCAAAACAAUGUUCAAAGUCAAGAAAUAA